Molecule: messenger RNA, 1899 nt
Organism: Cercospora beticola
Lineage: Eukaryota; Fungi; Ascomycota; Dothideomycetes; Mycosphaerellales; Mycosphaerellaceae
Source: RefSeq, a predicted model, not a curated record
GGGGACCCGGACAUCCGUGAGGAGCUGAAAGCGGCCAAGACAGAGAUGGGUCUCAGCUGAACAUUCUGCUCACUCAAAACAUUCUACAUAAUUCAUGACAGUUUUGCAGCACACCUCAUCAUCACAGUUUACUGCUUCCAGGAAUCGGUACAAUGAUCACGCAUAUCCUCGCAAUGACCCUCAGCCUACAGUGACGAUCUCGAAGGGCGUUGUCAUUGGGACCGCUACUGGCGUGCUUAACCAGCCCUUCGUGACAGGGCUCGCGAAUGCAUAUUUAGGAAUACCAUUUGCGCGAAGUCCGCCGACAAGAUUCAGCCCUCCAGUAGCCUCAGACCCCUGCUUGGUGGGCACUAUGAAAACAGAAAUUACGUACUGUCGGGUUGUAAAUCUGAGUGUGCAUGCAGCUCCUGGUACAGGUACUCAAGUUGGCGACGAAAGCGAAGACUGCUUGUACCUCAACAUUUUCUCUUCUCGGAACGCUUCACCAGAGAACUUGAAGGCUGUGCUGUUCUGGUUGUACGGAGGCAACCUCAUACUUGGCUCGAUUUCUGAUGCUCGCUACAAUGGCAGCUCCCUUGCUAUGAACGAGGAUGUGGUGGUGGUAGCAGCAAACUACCGAACCAAUCUGUUUGGCUUCUCCAAUAGCCCAGAAAUACCUGCUGGACUGAGGAAUUCGGGAUUCCUUGAUCAGCGUUUUGCUCUGCAAUGGGUGCAGGAGAACAUUGCUGCGUUCGGCGGAGAUCCUUCUCGUGUCACGAUCUUCGACGAAUCAGCAGGUGGUCACUCUGUCAAACAGUUGUUGGCGAACCCUCUCAUGCCGCUCCCAUACCACGGAGCUAUUCUGCAGUCACAAGCAUCGAAUAACAUCGGCGAUGGAGUGCUGAGUUGGAACGAAGUCGUCGCCGACUUUGGAUGCGAUUCGGCGUCUUCCAGCCUCGAUUGUCUGCGUGAAGUGCCCGCAACAGAUCUCCAAGCCUUCAUCACAGAGGAGAACUUACAAUUUCCGCCUGAUGAGGACAAUAUCACCCACACCAAUAACGCCUUACCCAACAUCAUCUCCGGCAAAUUUGCCCAAGUUCCCAUUCUCAUCGGCACGAAUCGCGACGAAGGCAGACUUUACACUGGCUCUAUCGGAGUCGACAACGUCGACGUUCUCAAUCGUUCUUCGGUCGUGGGCUGGAUCCAAGACUACGUGAUGGUAAAUAUUAGCACCAUCAUUGACGAACUCUACCUCACGUAUGCGGAAGCAAUCUUGUCAGAUGCUUUCCUGCUCAUCAGUCAGAUCCAGACGGAUCUCUUGUUCAAUUGCCCAACGAAAGCACUCUCGGAAGCUCUGGUAUCUGCUCGACAGGGAGCAGGUCAAGAGUCUCACGUUUGGAGAUAUCGUUACGAUGCUGAAUUUCCGAAUCUCGAGAUCUUUCCGAGAGCUGGCGCGUAUCAUUCGAGCGAGGUUCCUAUUGUCUUUGGCACCUAUCCCGGGGGAAAUGCGACGAAUGAGCAGAGGCAGCUGAGUGCCGAGCUGCAGGCGAUUUGGGCUGGGAUGGGGAGGAACCCGAGUGCUGGACCUGGAUGGACAGAGGUCUUCGAUGGUGAACAAGAGAAGGAUUUGGCGAUCAUUGGGGCGGAAGCAAAUGCUACAGGGUUGUGUCUGACAGAUAGGAGAGAAAAUGAUGCUGCAUGUGAAGUAUUUCGGCCGCUGUUGGAAGAAUUGAGGAAGUUGUACUGAGUGCAGAUGGCAGGAGCCACGCACCUGGUGCACCUCUUGGCCGACAAUGCGGAGCCAAGUCCUGCCAAAUGAAGUUUUCUCCGACUCUCCUCUCUCCGCGCUGCUGCGAGAAGAUUCUCUCGACUCGACAAACAUGACAAUCCAUCCACUGCCACGAUGACACUUCUUGACAC